This is a messenger RNA of Cornus florida, 907 nucleotides long. Its product is annotated as pathogen-related protein. The record is from RefSeq and is a predicted model, not a curated record. Bases 59 to 805 code for a protein of 248 amino acids. The transcript has 4 exons. Lineage: Eukaryota; Viridiplantae; Streptophyta; Magnoliopsida; Cornales; Cornaceae.
UAUACUGGCUUCACUUUUCUUGCAAGUUUGAACAAAUAUCCAUCUAGAGCUUGCUAUCAUGGCUAGUAAGGAUGAAGCAUCAAUCAAAAUUGGAGGAGACAAGUACAGGUCUUUGUUGCAUGAGGAAGAAGCUAAUGGAAACAUCCAUUGGAGACACGGUGCUCCUCCCACUUUUGAUGACGUCAAUAAGCUCUUUGAAGCAGGCAGAACCAAGGAAUGGCCUAAAGGAUCCCUAGAAGAAAUAGUUCAGAAUGCUAUAAAGUCGUGGGAAAUGGAACUCUCUUACAAGACUCGCUUGCAAGAUUUCAAGACCAUAAACCCCGAAAAGUUCAAGCUCAUUGUUAAUGGAAGAGAGGGAUUACCAGCAGAAGAAACUCUCAGGAUUGGGAGCUACAACGCAUUGUUGAAGAAUUCUCUGCCAGAGGAGUUUAAGUACUACAAAGCCGAUGAAGAGAGCUUCGAGUCAUCUCAUGAUGCUUUCCGAUCAGCUUUUCCUCGCGGUUUUGCUUGGGAAGUGCUCAGUGUUCAUUCUGGACCCCCUGUGAUUGCUUACAAGUUCAGGCAUUGGGGUUACUUUGAGGGACCUUUCAAAGGUCAUGCUCCAACCGGGGAGAUGGUUGAGUUCAGUGGGAUGGGAAUUCUCAAGGUUGAUGAGUCCCUGAGGGCCGAGGAUGUUGAAGUUUACUACGAUCCAGCAGAGCUUUUUGGGGGUCUACUGAAGGGAUCACCGAUCACUGAAUCUCACACCAAACAAGUCCCCGAGAAUACUGCAACAUCUACCCGUCACUGUCCGUUCAACAAGUAGAAGAAACCUAUAUUUAAUUCUAUGCCUGAGCUCUCUCCCCUUCAUCUUUCCUGUUUCUGUCUCUCCUUCACCUUUAAUAACACAAUACCUAGUCAAUCCCAA